This is a messenger RNA of Amblyraja radiata (thorny skate), 506 nucleotides long. Its product is annotated as histone H2B-like. The record is from RefSeq and is a predicted model, not a curated record. NCBI's taxonomy places the organism in Eukaryota, Metazoa, Chordata, Chondrichthyes, Rajiformes, Rajidae. Gene Ontology annotation, cellular component: nucleosome. Bases 1 to 366 code for a protein of 121 amino acids. Gene Ontology annotation, molecular function: DNA binding; protein heterodimerization activity; structural constituent of chromatin. The transcript has a single exon.
AUGCCUGAGCAGCCGAAAACAGCUCCCAAGAAGGGCGCUAAGAAAACCUUACCGAAGCCAGUGGGCAAAAAACGCAAGAAGUCGAGGAAACAGAGUUACUCCAUCUACAUCUACAAAGUGAUGAAGCAGGUUCACCCUGACACCGGCAUCUCUUCCAAGGCCAUGGGCAUUAUGAGCUCGUUCGUCAAUGAUAUUUUUGAGCGCAUCGCGGGCGAGGCGUCCCGCCUGGCCCAUUACAACAAGCGGUCGACCAUCAGCUCCCGGGAGAUCCAGACCGCCGUCCGCCUACUUCUGCCCGGGGAGCUGGCCAAACACGCCGUGUCUGAAGGGACAAAGGCGGUUACCAAGUACACCAACUCCAAAUAAAUAUCCACUGGGUACGGACAAAACAAAUUGAAAACCCAACGGUUCUUUUCAGAACCACGUACAUUUUCGAUAAAGAGUAAAAUGUCAAGUAAUUCAAACACGUUGCUCUUCGAAUUUAAUAACCUUGUUUCUUCCAGAUU